AUGAACGAACUUUCAAGGGACUUUGACAGAAUUUUCGAGGACUCGGAACGUUCUACGUUUACUGCACCAUCGUCGCUAAACGAUCGUCUUUCAACUGUGGCUAGGAACGGUUUAGUUGGCAGACCAAGGCUACAGAUCUUACAGCAACAACUGCAAACUCUGCACAAUGACGCCAGUUCUCGUUGGGCUGAUAUCGGAAGAAUUCUUGGAAUCUCCGAAAGAACUUUGUGUCAUCGAAGAUAUGAAUUUGGGCUGCCAGUUAAGUGACACCAAGCGCUGGUCAACGCCUGGUUGAAGGGAGCUUGAGGUAAAGGGGCUUACGAAUCCAGCGCCAUCGUAUUCAGGAAACUAUUCGAAGAGUGGAUCUGGUUCUCCGCACUUUAAGAGCAGCGCAGCAGAUAAUUCGUAGAGUGUACAGUGUGCCAUGCCCCAAUGCGUUAUGGUAAAGUAAAAGAAUUCGUUGAAGUGCUAUUUAGUUAACACUACCUUCUUUCUAACGAGUCUAUGUCUAAAGGGGUCUCCUUUUUUAACAGGUCCCCCCUACACCAUUAGAGCCCACCACCCCUCUUUUCAAAAUAGUCAGGCAGUUUGUUAUUUCUCUAGGGGCAACACCCCCCCUGGUGGGGCUCCUGUAUAAAAAGGAGAAGGCUGCUUGUCAUACUUUUUAGGGUUUAAAAAUGCAGGGUUGGUACCUCUUAUGGUGGUCAGUUCCAAAAGGUCCACAGUGGGAGCUUUUGUGCUACCUCUUAGGUAGGGUCUUAAACAGAAAAAAAUGACAGCCAGGGUUAACUGUGUUGUUUCAGAAUUUUUUCCUCUUAGGGGUGAAAAGCAUAUUAAGCUAUGCCCAUGAAACAGGAUCUUGGUACCUUUCAAGGGGUGUUUUCAAAAUUUGCGAUAAGCACUCCUUUCCUUUUUAUAUGGGAGUUCCCUCCACACAGGGGCAACACUGGUUUUAAAUCUGUGAUACAAGGGAGGUCAGGCUGUAAUUUUGAUGCAUGAGCAUUAAUGCCAAUUCAACUCAUGAUUUGAGAUAUACCUCCCCUAGUUCUAUUUAGCCCCCUCACUAAUCACCCUAACCCAGUUUCCCAUCCCCCACCUUCCCCCAAUAUUAUCCUCAAAAUUCCUGACUAUCAUGCCUGUUACUCAUGGGUGGUCAAAAAUGCCUCUUGUUGUUCUUAAGAUUAUUAUUGUUGUUGUUGUCAUUAUUAUUAUUACCACUAUUACUCAGAUAGGAAGAUUAAACUUUUUUUACAUACCAUAUUUUAACCUAACUUAUAUGUGAUAGUGUAGUGGAACAAAUUUCUUCAUGAUGUCCAACAGGCACAUUGAUGGCAACCACAAACUAAUCCAGCCAUACAAAAUUAUCAUUCAUGGUGGUUUAGAUGGUUUUCAAGAAUGA
Pocillopora meandrina is the source of this 1399-nucleotide messenger RNA. Lineage: Eukaryota; Metazoa; Cnidaria; Anthozoa; Scleractinia; Pocilloporidae. The record is from the annotation of a GenBank genome assembly.